Messenger RNA from Lotus japonicus, 1047 nucleotides. RefSeq names its product metacaspase-1-like. The record is from RefSeq and is a predicted model, not a curated record. The transcript has 2 exons. NCBI's taxonomy places the organism in Eukaryota, Viridiplantae, Streptophyta, Magnoliopsida, Fabales, Fabaceae. Bases 1 to 1047 code for a protein of 348 amino acids.
AUGGAUGAAUUGAAGUUGAAGAUUGAAGAAAAGAUGGAUCUGAAGAUGUCAAAAAAGAAGAAGGGUGAGAUAAUAUCGAAGACUGAGAGGGAUGAAUCGAAGAAGAAGAAGGGUUCGAUGGAUCUGAACAUGUCAAAGAAGAAGAAGAAGGCUAAGAUGGAUUCGAGAAGCAAGAAUGCUGUGUUGAUUGGAUUGAAGCACCCAGACCCGCAGAAGAAGAUUGACAUCAAAGGGCAGAUAUUGAGGAUGAAAAAUUAUCUGGUAAAACAUGGUGGGUUUUCACAGGUUGACAUCACUCUCAUGAUUCAGGAGGACAACGUUAACGAUGACACCAAUCCCACUAGUCAGAACAUACGAGAUAAGCUAUACUGGCUGGUUGAGUAUGCUUGUCCAGGUGACAUCCUCUUCAUCCACCUCAUUGCCCAUGGCUGUUCUCAUGGCCUUAUUCGUGCCCCUGAUGGAAAACAUAUCUCAGAUCAUUAUUUCAGGGAACUUAUAUGGACAGCCGUCCAAAAGGGUUGUAAUCUCACAUUUGUAUCUGAUUGCCUAACUGAACCGCUUGAGCGUUGUCCUUGUCCUAAAAUACCGAUAGCUCGCAUAAAUCGGGAGGAACGAUGGAAUAAAAUUAAAGAGGCCUUGUUUAAUCCGAAACUUCUGAAAGAAGCCACAUAUGUUACUGGCUACUAUAAAAUGAUAGUACCCACUCAAUUGUCUUCUGUUGAUAUCCUCACCCUCAAAUUCGACAAAACUGAAACCAGCACCGAGGAUUCUUCACCUGUAAUUCUGUUUACGCCUUUCCCAAACACUGCCACCCAGCCCUGCAAAGAUGAAUCUGAAUUAUUAUUCCCCCCACCGGAGGGAAUUAACCACACAUCAUAUCCAUAUGGAGCUUUUACCAAUUCCAUACUCAAUGUACUUGAAGAGACUCAUGCUCCACUUACAAACUUGGACCUCGCUCUAAAGGCUAUGGACAAACUUAGACGAGAAACACCGCCUGGGCUCUCGUGCCUCCACUGCAACCACGCUUUUGCUUCUUUUGUGUGCUGA